Messenger RNA from Limulus polyphemus (Atlantic horseshoe crab), 7654 nucleotides. RefSeq names its product histone acetyltransferase KAT6B-like. The transcript is spliced from 21 exons. NCBI's taxonomy places the organism in Eukaryota, Metazoa, Arthropoda, Merostomata, Xiphosura, Limulidae. Gene Ontology annotation, molecular function: DNA binding; histone acetyltransferase activity. Gene Ontology annotation, cellular component: MOZ/MORF histone acetyltransferase complex; nucleosome. The coding region runs from base 501 to 7640 and encodes 2379 amino acids. The record is from RefSeq and is a predicted model, not a curated record. Gene Ontology annotation, biological process: nucleosome assembly; regulation of DNA-templated transcription.
AACUCAUAAACGUUCGUGGAAGAAAUUCUCAGCAUCUGUAUGGAAUAUUGACACGGAUGAGCAUAAUUAUCUGAAAUCGGGUUCUGUCAUCGGCUAUCACUCGGUGUCGUAGUCAGAUUGUACCUCUAUGGCCGGAAAUCGUGGUUUCUAGCAUCAAUAUUCGGGAUCGUCGCAUCGUAAGCCUACUGAGGCCUAAAGUAAAGGCUGGAUUAUGGCACGAAUGUUAACUGAUUUUUGUGUUUAUGAUUCAGUGCAAAUUUUGAAAUUACUUGUAAAUUGAACAUAACUAACUUUAAUGAGGUGUAAAAUGCACUAAAGUCAAGCUUCUUCAAAAAAAACAAAGGUACCACUUUAGUGUUGAAUGCUUGACAACCAAGAUCCUGGAAAUAGUUACAGUAUGGAUGCUGGGUAAAAAAAUCCGUUUGUGAUAUUGACUGGAAAAUUGUAAUAUAUGAUAGCAAAAUGAUUUUUGCAAUAAUAGAUUCACCCUGCUGUUUGCUAUGAAGGACACUGAGGCGAGUGGUUCUGGUACUAGUGGCUGCAAUGUUGUGGAGAUGGGGAGCAAUGGUAAUGUUGAGCACACACAAACAAGUAUCAAUUGGACAAAGUGGCUACUGGAAGCCAUUCAUAAGAUCAAGCACCAGAAACAACGACCUUCUAUCGAUCGUAUCUGUAGUGCUGUACGUCAAAACCACAAAGUAAACCGAGAAUUUAUUGUGAAACAAUUAGAAAAGGCUGUUGCUGAGGGUAAAGUGUUAAAGGUCUUCAACAAAGGCUUGUGUUCCUACAAAGACCCAAAUGGAAUUCUUCAGGUGAAACCCACAUAUGUUAGGGUAACAAAGACAACAGACUUAGUGAAAUUACUGCAAAAAGUAAUCAGGGAUCUGGGAGAUACUGGUGGAGUAACAUUAUGCUCUAUAGAAAAAUAUAUAAAGCAAACUUGUACAGUCGAUCUAUCUACAACUAGCUUGGAUUUUAGUAAACAGCUCAGGUUUGCUGCUAAAAGAGCUGUAGCUAGUGGUCAGUUGCUUCAGAAAGGGAGGUUUUACAAAGUUGGAAGAGCAAUAGGAACAGGUGCCGCAGACGUUGAUUCUCUUGGAAAUGUUUCUUAUAGCAAGAGCAGUAAGAAUUCUUUGGACACUGCAGUACAGAAGAAGGCAGUUCCUAUACCCAUUUGCAGUUUCUGUCGAGGGACAGCGGACAGCAACCGGGAAGGUGUUUCGGAAAAGCUAAUUUCCUGUGCUGAUUGUGGAAAUAGUGGACACCCCAACUGUCUGAAAUAUUCCCAAGAAUUGACAGCACGUAUACAGAAUACCAGAUGGCAGUGUAUCGAAUGUAAAACAUGUAAAGUCUGUGGAAGCAGGAACCAGGCAGAAGACUUGUUAUUCUGUGACUCAUGUGAUCAAGGCUUUCACAUGGGAUGUUUACAGCCACCUCUUUUAAAGAUGCCAAAAGGUUCUUGGAGCUGUGAGCACUGUUUGGAUGAGCUUUGUUUGAAGAAUAAAAGAGGUCGAAGAUUAAUAAAUGAAGUUGCAGCUACUGUAAAGAUGUGGUACAAAAAACAAAGCAAUAGUAAAAGUAAAGCAGAUAAAACAACACACGGGUUUUACCUCUCCUCAGACUGUGAUUUACCUGUAUCUUCAAGUGAAAAAAAUGUAAAAGUCAAAAGCAAAAAAUCUAUGAGACAGAAACAGGUAAGAAGGACAAAGAAAAAAAUAGCUUUGACAUCAAGGCAAAUUGAUGCAAAUAGAAUAGUCUCAUCAUCAUCUCAAUCACAAGUUUUACUACAUCACAACCAUGUAAGUGCAGAAACUACAAAUCAUGAGCAUAAUGCAAAGGAAGAGCAGUCACAAACUAUCAUUCCUGCUCUCUUUGAUCCAUUUUCAUUUUCAAGCCAACCCAAAGGUCUGAUUGAUGGAUUAUCAAAAUUUUUCACCCCUGGUAAUAAACGUAAAUCUCGUGUUGCCAUAAGCUCCAUGGCAACACCAUUUACAACUGUCGUACCUGAUACAAUGACAAGUGUAGAUAUCCAUCUGAAAUCCAGUGAAGAAAGCCAUCCUAACGAAGUAGAGGAGACAGCCAAAUCCAAGAAAGUAACUACUACUGAAAAGGAGGACACACUGAAUGUAAGAGAAUUGUCUUGCAAUCUUGAAGCUCCUAAUAUCAGUAAUUCAACUUUUCUCUUGAAAUCAAAAUAUUCAUCUUCACUGAACAGUGCAUCAUCUCAUUCACAUUCUACAUCUUUUAAUGAAACUUCAUCACUCAUUUCUUCAGACACUGUGCAGUUAAAGAGUCUGUUUGAUGGUCUUUCACAACUCUGUACAAAUGAUACUUGCAAACGUGGCAUUAAAGCUGAUGGGUAUAUUCCACCAAAAAGAAGGCGUAAAAAAUUUUUCCUUGUGAGUAGAAAGAAAUCUCAGAUUUUUUCAAAAGCUACUGCAGAAAAAAGGACUAAUAAACUGAAGAAAAACAUUAUCAAGGUACAAGAGAAUGACCAGACUCUAAAUUUUUCUAGGGAGUCUGCUGGACUUCGUGUAUCAGAGACUACAAGUGUAAAAACAACUCAUCUUUCAAGGUGGACAUCAUCAUCAUCAUCAUCGCCACAGUCAUUACCUGUUUCUGAUGUUCUAAGUGUUGGUAGUUCAGAAGUGGUAAAUUCACAGAAUCCAGUGAUGAAACAAAACAAAACUUCGUCUACAUCACCUCAUGAUGAUCAGGCUUUGAAAUUGUCAACGACUUCCACAUCUCCACCAUCAGAUUCAACAGUAAAUGGUUCUUCAAAUCUAUCGCCAUCAAAGAGGAAGAAGAACAGUAAACAUUCAAAUGGAACACCUGUACAGAACAACAAACAGCAUUUGUUACCAGGAGUGACUGAGAAAGAUCUUAACCUAUUCAAAAAAGCCCAGGAAGAUUCAUUAUGUACUAUUGUACAUGAAACACCAUUGACUGAGACUCCUGCUCGUUACCCUAUGGCCAUAGAGUUUGGUCAGUACGAGAUUCAGACAUGGUACUCUUCUCCUUUCCCACAAGAGUAUGCUAGAUUACCUAAACUUUUCCUGUGUGAAUUCUGUCUCAAAUACAUGAAAAGUCGAAGUGUACUUCAUAGCCAUAGGAGAAAGUGUUCAUGGACUCACCCUCCUGCCACAGAGAUUUACCGAAAAGAUGACCUAUCAGUCUUUGAAGUGGAUGGAAACAUCAACAAAAUCUACUGUCAAAAUCUGUGUCUUCUUGCCAAACUUUUCCUUGAUCAUAAAACCCUCUACUAUGAUGUUGACCCAUUUCUGUUUUAUGUUCUCACAAAAAAUGAUGACACAGGGUGCCAUUUUGUUGGAUACUUUUCUAAGGAAAAACACUGUCAACAGAAAUAUAAUGUUUCCUGUAUCAUGACAAUGCCACAGUACCAAAGAAAAGGAUAUGGACGGUUUCUGAUUGACUUUAGCUAUCUGUUAACAAGAAAAGAAGGUCUUGUUGGAACUCCAGAGAAACCUCUAUCAGAUUUGGGCCAAGUCAGUUACAACUCGUAUUGGAAAAGUGUCAUCCUUGAGUACUUGUACACACACAGGGAGAAGCAACUAAAAAUAGAGGAUAUCUCCAAAGAAACUGGUAUUAACCUUGUAGACAUAGCCUCAACUCUUCAACUACUUAAGAUAAUUAAGUAUGAAAACAACAGGUUUAACUUUAUCAUCAACAAUACCAUGAUUGAGAAUCUCAUUAAGAACUUGAAUGCCCACAAGGAUAGGAGACUACAAAUUGACUCAAGUUGCUUGAGAUGGACACCUGUAGUUUCCAGUUCUCUACCUCCUGAAAGCUGUGAGAACAAGAUGCCUGAAGAAUCGAACUCUAUUCAAAGACAGCUAUCUUGCUUUAUAAAGGAACCAUUAGAAAAUAGUCAUUCACUUUUACCAGAGAGUGAAACAAGUGAUACAACUGAAGUUGAAAAACAUACAAAGAUGACUAAAAUCAAGUCUGGUAAUAUAAAAGCAAUUAAAAACAAUAUCCAAGAAGAUCCUAAGACAAAUAAAAGCAAAGUUGAAGAAAAUGCAAAGACACUUAUAAACAAAAUUCAACAAGAUGCAAACAUUGAUAAAAGCAAAAUUCAACAAGAUGCAAACACUGAUGAAGGCAAAAUUCAACAAGAUGCAAACACUGAUGAAGACAAAAUUCAGCAAGAUGCAAACACUGAUGAAGACAAAAUUCAGCAAGAUGCAAACACUGAUAAAAGCAAAAUUCAAGAAGAGACAAAUGCAAGUGUAAACAACACUCAAGAAAAAGCAAAUAUAUCUGAAAACAAAGCUAUAGAAGAGAAAGAGGCAAAAAAAGAAGAGACAAAAUCAGGAAAAAGCCCUUGUGAAGAAACAAAGUUGGAAAAACAUGAUAACUGUAAAAGUAAUCAACAUGCAUCAAAGAAAAAAGACAAAUCUAAAAAGAAAAACAAUUUAAAAAUGAAAAAGAAAAGAAAGAGAGAACAUUCUUCUCAGAAACACAAGAACUCUUCAUCACUUUGUCAUGAACUAGAUGAUAUGGAACCCAAAAAGAAGAAACAAAAGAAAGAUCAUAGUACAAAUUUAAAGACCAGUUUUUCUUGCCUAGAAUCAUCUCGUAAAGAAUCUGAAAGCAUUGAAAAACAUUCAAACCAAAAGGAAGGGAAGCUGAAAAAGAAGAGCAAGAAGAAGAAAAAAUUAGCAGCUCUGAAAAGGGAAUUAAAGCUUAGAGAUGGUGAUAAAGAAGUUGAAAAAUCUAGCCAGAAGUCUCACAAAAGUGAAAAGUCUAGAAAGAAGUCAAAACAUCGUUUAGAGAAGUCCAAGAGUGGAAGUUCAAUACAGAAGAAACAGAAGUCCAAGAAGUCGGGAACAUCCUCAAAUAAAAAGAGUAGCAGUAAACGCAAGAAACGAAAGAAGCUGAAAAAUAUUGUGCCUGAAAAAACACAUGAUAAAGUGACACUUCCAGAGCCAGAGUCUGGCCUCACUCCACCAGUUCUUGCCCCAGAUAUUUCUCCCAAAAGUACAGUUACAGUACAAAGCCAGAACCCAUCUGUUAAGCUUGAUUCAUCACCACCUGAUUUACAAGCUUCAGUAACAGAUUUAAGUAAAAAGCAGUUAUUUAAGGAAGAUGAAUACAGUAACUCUGUAACCUUGUCUGAGAAGAAACCAGUCUGUCCAGCAAGUUUAACAUCAAACAUAGAAUUGAAGGAGCAAUGGAACAAGAGUAAUAUUGAACAUCCUAAGCUAGUUGAAGAAUCAACUGAAUUGGAACUUUUUGUAACUCCUCUCUAUAAGGAUAAAGACUAUGACUCUUCUUUGCAGAAUCCUCAUGUUACAAUAAGCAGGACACACAAAGAAGUAACUUCUGAAGGCAGUUUAGAAAAUCUUGACCCCAUAAAUAAAAAGGACCAUUCAAAUGAAGAAAUUGAACAAAGUGUUCUUAACAUUUUGAGAAAAGAUCAAGAACAUUCACAACACUGGAACACUGACCAUGACACUUGUGAAACCCCUCAGAUAACAUCUCAACAAGACAGCACUCUCACUUCUCCGGAUAAGUGUGAUGGAACAGAAGAAGAUUGUGCUGAUGAACUUGAAGAAGCAGAGAAAUGCCAAAAUGAUGACAAUUUGUCAGGAGACUUUGAAGAGCCAGUAUCUUGUUCUAUUUCAAAUGAAUUGGAAAUUAAUGAGGAAGAUAUAUCAAGCCCAACAAUAGUCAUAUCAGAGGCCACAGACACUGUAGCAGAGCAGCUGGAAGUAACCACAACUGUUCAUCAAAUUCCUGUUCAGUCAAUUACUCCAAUGACUUCCAGUUCUGACCCUCCUUCUAGUGUUAGCAAUAGCCAAACUAUGUGCAGCUUAGAUGAAAAUCUUCAAGUACAGCAUCAUGAGACAGUUGUGUCUUCGAACAUUAUUAACUCUGUGGGUCACCCCCAGGAAACACCGGUACUCAUUGAAUUGGAUACCAAUGUUUCUAGUCAAACAAACAAUACUUCUGAAUUUCAGAAGAAUUUUUCAGAAGAAUUCUGUAACAAUCUUGAAUGCUUGCAAGCAACAUCUCCAGAAACAGAUGUUACUACUAGUGACCUUCCUCAGAGAAUGGACACUGUUGUUGAUGCCAGUCACACUUCUCAACCAUCUUCCUCUACUCCAUCCACUCCCAGUGGAAUCAUUCGGAAACACAACUCAACUCCUACACCUCAUGACCUUGCUAAUAUGGGAGUUUACACUCCUGAUUCUUCAACAAAUAGUGUUAUUUCAAAUGGUGGGUUUAACUCUGUGGAGAUAGAUGUAACACAGUUAGGCCUGGAAUCUCCAACAUCCAUUAGUAGUAGUGAAAUGGCUCAAAACUCUGUUGAGCCUCCACAGCCAACUCCAACUCCACAGCCUUACCCUGAUUGUGCUCAGUUACAGAAUCCUUACUGCAAUGCAACUCACACCCCACACAGUACCCCACCACAUGGAGCAAUGGCAGCAGCUGUGGCUGCUAUUGCACAGGCUCAGCGGCAAGCUCAAGUCCAGUCCCACAAGUGCCCAUCUAGUGGUCUAAGUAAUUGUGGCAACAGAGUUGCACCUCCCCAGCAACAUUCUGUUUCUGGCUGUGCUGGAUCACAUGGACGUACAGUGACCCCUCCUGUGUCAAACUUAGUGCAAAAUAGUAUGGUUAAUGUCAAUUCUCCCUCAGUGAAUACUUUAUUGGUAGGACAAUCCUCCAUUUGUUCUUCCACCAACUAUAUGAACACUGUAAACAUGGCAAUGACAGGAGGAAGUCCUGCUGGAUCUUACAUGGUAGGAGUAGGUGUUCCAGUUGCUACCAUGAUCCAACACCAAACUCCAGCCUUAGCAGUUGCUGCCCACUCACAACAGUUUCAGCAACAGAGUCAUCAUAAUCUAAAUAUGGCAAAUCAAGCUCCUGUCACAAUACCAGGAACUAUGCAACGCCUAACCCAUGUCAAUGUUGGUCUUCCUUCAUCAGCAGCUUCUGCAUGUGCUGUAUCUUCCACUGUGCCAGCAGGAUUCCACUUCCAGUCUCCUAAUUACUCCUGCACUCCUACACCAAGGCCCAACCCUGUAUCUCAAGGCAGCUAUAGCUGUAGCCUUGCUAAACUUCAGCAGCUUACUAAUGGAAUCAUGGACAUUGGUUCACCCUCUUGUAAUACCAUGACUCCACCACCAAACCUUACUUCUCCAUCACCACAGGUGAAUAUCACCCUUCCAUCUCAAAUGCAGCAUGGGAUUGCUAGUCUACAGCCUCAAGGAUCAAUACCGUCCAAUGCCAGUCAUGGCUAUGGUCAGUUUAGCCAUCGAUACCAUGCCAGACAAGUCCAACGAAGCUCUGGUGUAGCCAUCAAUCACAAUCUAGUAGCAGCAAGCUACCAAACUUUGAAUGGAGUAAGCUACCGUAUGCCACAGGGACCUCCUCCAGGAACAGCAGCAAUGGUUAACACAGCAGGUUACAUCACCAAUGCAGGAUUUAUUAACCCUACCCAGCUACAAGCUGCUGCUGUCCCCAUGGGCAUGGUGAACAUCAACAUGCACCCUCAAGCUCAAUACCAAGAGUCAAUUCAGUCAUCAAGACCACAAAACACCAUGUAUACCACAUAUGGGUAUCUAAAUGGAAGUCUCUCUCCUCAGGCCUUGAACUCUGUCAUAAGACGAUAGCAGUAUUGUAAUCA